AUGGCCUCUCAGCGCGAGCUCUACCUCCACCAAGACCUGCCCGACCUCGAGGUCCCGUACCAGCCGUUCGCGUCGAGGAGGAGCGUCGUCUACGGCACCAAGGGCAUGGUCGCGUGCUCGCAGCCUCUCGCGGCCGAGGCCGGCCUCGAGAUCUUGCGCCAGGGCGGCAACGCGGCAGAUGCAGCUGUCGCCGUCUCUGCGGCGCUCAACUUGACCGAGCCGGGCUCGUGCGGCAUCGGCGGCGACGGCUUCUGCCUCUUCUACGACUCGGACUCGAAGCAGGUCAAGGCGCUCAACGGCUCGGGCCGCGCGCCGGCCGCCCUCACGCUCGACAAGGUGCGCGAGCUGGGCAUCACCGGCCGCGAGAUCCCGUUCCUCGACAUCAACUCGGUCACGGUGCCCGGGUGCGCCGCCGUGUGGUGCGAUACGAUCGAGAUGCUGGGCAGCGGCAAGGUCUCGAUGAAGGACGUUCUCGCGCCCGCGAUUCGCAUGGCAGAGGCCGGCGUGCCGAUCCACGAGAUCUCGUCGUACAGCUGGGUCAAGAACCACGACGUCUUCCUCAAGCAGUCGCCCAACUUUGCCGAGAUGCUCAUCACGGACCCCGAGACGGGCAAGACGCACGCGCCGCGACCGGGCGAGAUUUACAAGAACUCGAACCUGGCCCGCACGUUCCGCGAGGUGGCCGACAAGGGCAAGAAGGGCUUCUACGAGGGCAGGAUCGCAGAGGCGAUUGUCGAGCUCGUCCAGUCCAAGGGCGGGGUCAUGACGCUCGACGACCUCAAGAACCACACGACGACGCCCGUCACGCCCAUCUCGAUCAGCUACGGCGGCGAGAACGGCGUCACUCUGCACGAGACGCCGCCCAACGGCCAGGGCCUGACGGCGCUCAUCGCGCUCGGGAUCCUCGAGGCCAUGCAGGACCAGGGCAAGGUCGACCUCAACAAGGUCGAGCACCUGUCGGCAGAAUGGUUCCACCCGCUCAUCUCGGCCAUCCGCCUCGCCUUUGCCGACACUCGGGCCUACGUCGCCGACCCAGAGCACUCGCGCGUGCCCGUCGACGAGCUCCUGUCCCCGACGUACCUCGCCAAUCGCGCCGAGCUGUACGACCCGAAACGCUCGACGGCCGUCAUCAACAAGGGGACGCCGAUCGCCUCGUCCGACACGGUCCUGUUCGAGGUGGUCGACCAGUACGGCAACGCCGCGUCGUACAUCCAGUCGAACUACGCCGGUUUCGGCACGUUCGCCAUCCCCAAAGGAACCGGCUUCACGCUCCAGAACCGCGGCUGCAACUUUACGCUCGAGGAGGGCCACCCGAACUGCAUCGCCCCGAACAAGCGGCCCUACCACACCAUCAUCCCGGCGCUCGCGACCCGGACCAAGGACAACUCGCUGUUUGCGUCUUACGGCGUCAUGGGCGGCUUCAUGCAGCCUCAAGGGCACGUCCAGGUCCUCCUCAACAUGCUGCACGCCAACAGCAACGCCCAGUCGACGCUCGACGCCCCGCGGUUCUGCAUCUCGGCCGACGUGCCCGACGACGCGGCAAAGGACGGCGACAUCGGGACCAAGGUGUACCUCGAGGAGGGGGUCCGGCCCGAGGUGGUCGAGCAGCUGCGCGCCAUGGGCCACGACGUCGAGCUCCUGACGGGCCACGACCGGAGCAUGUUUGGGCGCGGGCAGCUCAUCCAGAAGCUGCCGUCGGGAGCGUGGGCGGCAGGUUCCGACCCGCGAGGAGACGGGCACGCCGUCGCGCAGAUCUAGAUCGUCGUCGUCGUCUCAGAGUCGCAAGUGUUGCAGUGCAAAGGGUUGUUCAGUGUCACGGCCUUGCC
Molecule: messenger RNA, 1826 nt
Organism: Rhodotorula graminis WP1
Lineage: Eukaryota; Fungi; Basidiomycota; Microbotryomycetes; Sporidiobolales; Sporidiobolaceae
Exons: 9
Coding region: 1-1758 (585 amino acids)
Source: RefSeq, a predicted model, not a curated record